CUUUGGGCCCGCCCGCCACAGCUUUUUUUGGCGGCAUUUGCAGCCGAGCAAAGAGCAAUUCAUUUGUCUGUUGUGGUGUGGUGGUUUCUAACGAAUUUCUGUAUUGUCAACGCUAAAUUAUUGUAAUUAUUGGUGCUUUGAGAUCGUAAGGGAUUUACCUACAAAGGUAAUACAAACUAUGGCCGCAGAACCAGAAUUGCCCACCUUCAAGUGUGUGCUAGUAGGAGACGGAGGAACUGGCAAAACCACCUUCGUAAAACGCCAUUUAACUGGUGAGUUUGAGAAAAAGUAUGUAGCCACCCUUGGAGUAGAAGUGCAUCCGUUAGUUUUCCACACGAACAGAGGCCAAAUUAGGUUUAACGUUUGGGAUACCGCCGGCCAAGAAAAAUUCGGCGGGCUUCGUGACGGUUACUAUAUCCAAGGUCAGUGUGCUAUCAUCAUGUUUGAUGUCACCUCUCGAGUAACCUACAAAAACGUUCCUAACUGGCACAGAGAUUUAGUCAGAGUUUGCGAGAAUGUCCCAAUUGUGCUUUGUGGGAACAAAGUCGAUAUAAAAGACAGAAAAGUUAAGGCUAAAAGCAUUGUUUUCCACCGUAAAAAGAAUCUUCAAUAUUAUGAUAUUUCGGCCAAGUCCAACUACAACUUUGAAAAACCGUUUUUAUGGCUGGCGCGGAAACUAAUUGGUGAUCCCAACCUCGAAUUUGUAGCCAUGCCGGCUCUUGUUCCGCCAGAAGUACACAUGGACCCACAAUGGCAGCAGCAAAUUGAAAAAGACCUGGUGGAGGCCCAAAAUACUGCCUUGCCCGACGACGACGAGGACUUGUAAUCCUAUUAUUCUUUCUUGUUUGUGUUAAUAAUAGAUUAAUUAUUCUUACUUAUUUUCCUAGUUUAGUUUAGAUAAUUUUAUAAAAGAAAGGUGUCUUUUCGUUUUCUUGGUUUAGUUUUUUUAUUUGAAAAAAAAAAAGAUGUUCACUUGUUCCUACUUGUGUUUAACCAAGAACUAUGAUUUUUUUAGUAGGUAGAUAAUUUUUGUAAUAUUCAUUGUGUUUUCAUUUUUUUACAGUUUGUCACAACUCAGGCCUGUAAUAAACAGUUAAAUUUAA
Ceutorhynchus assimilis (cabbage seed weevil) is the source of this 1103-nucleotide messenger RNA. The record is from the annotation of a GenBank genome assembly. NCBI's taxonomy places the organism in Eukaryota, Metazoa, Arthropoda, Insecta, Coleoptera, Curculionidae.